UUUGCCAUUAAACAAGAAAGUCGGAGGGCAGAGAAGUGCUUCCACUUGGCAACUUUUAAGGCCACCAAAACAGGCUCCGGCCCUAGAAAUCAUAAUGAAAUCCACUUCAGGAUUUGCUCGGAAGACGCAGGAGUUGACGUUGAAGUGACUUUUUGAAGCUGGGACUGCUUCCUCGUUCGCUAACGGGGUGAAAUAUCUCAACAUCCUCACAAAGAAACUUUGCUUGCUAGGCUGCUAACUCGCACACAAGCCAGAAAAAAAGUAUCUUCGAAGAGGACGUGGCCACAAUAAAACGCUCCAUGACUCGAGCUACGUGUUGCUCGUCCGAGUAAAGUUCCUCUCUUUCCUCGGAGGUUUUAUGUUGUGUGAUUGUGGAGUGAAAUUUGUAACGGUUUCGAGUAGUCAUCAUCACCACUGGAGGAAGAGUUGCAGCUGGUAAUUUAGCCUGCCACCACCAGCGCCCCCACAUCUCCACCAGGCAGGACAGCUACAGCUAAUUUCAGGUAGUUAGGAGCUAAGUGGUCCCAGAUUCGCUACUGUAAACAUGUCUGGCCGAAGUGGCGCUGGACACACAAGACCUGCGGCUGUGGGUCCUCAGCCCCUCAAGGCCACCGUCCCCUUUAGGCUGGCCAGCAAGCCCCGACCGAGCCGGAGGGAUGGGAAGUCAGUGGGGAAGUCCAAGACCCACCAGCUGGCCUCGGGCAUGAGGCGGACCAUGUCCCUUGACGCCAUCAUCGGGCCUUACCUUCAAGGACACUGGCCGAAAGAACCGGAGAGCCAGAGCGGUUUGUCUCGCAAGGACAAAUCCACCCAGACGCCGGACUCGUGGGCAGAUAAGUCUCACAGCAGGAGGGGUAGCAGCAGCCACAAGCGUUCAGCAUCAUGGGGCAGCGCAGAGCAUCUGCGAGAGAUUGCCAAACUAAAACAACAGCUCCAGCAGUGCAACAAACCGGCCGUCUCUGGGGGACAGGACCGAGAUCGUCCGUGUACUUAUCCUCAUGGGAACUGUAGCCUUGGAGCUACUCAGACUCAGCCCAUUCCCAUCCCCCUCAGUCCCCUGUCUACGCUGGUCCCCCGGCUGCGCUGCAGCGUGGAGGGCCUCAACCAGGAGCUGGAGGGCAUGUUCAUCAGCCAGCCGCCACUGCCCCAGCACACGCUUCUGGAGGUCCCGGACGGUCAUCGAGCUCCGGUCCCUCUGCACAGUUGCAGCAGUGGAUCUCAGAGUGACAGCGCCACCACACCGCUGUCCUCCCCCGCCUCCUGCUCCCCCUGCUCCUCCCCCAACUACAUCUGCACCUCCCAGCUCAACUUUGUGGAUGUUUCUGUGGAUCCUCAGCAAGGUGGUGCAGAGAUGUGCCUCUUGUCCCCGUCGUCCUCCCAGACCGAGGCUGACGUCUCCCUGCCUCUGCUGAUCUCAUCUUCUCCAGGACCCAACAAAAGUUUCUGCUUCCAGAGAGAGCCUCCGGAGGGCUGCGAGAAGGUCCGAGUCUGGGAGGAGCUGAGUUCUCCACGGCAGCCCAAGCCAGCCCUCGUCUCCUCCUGCCCAGACCCCAACAAAGUGAACUUCACCCCCUAUGGGGGCUCCGCCUUUUGCCCCGUCAGCCUCCUUAAGCCCCUGCUCCCCUCCAUGGACCUGUGGUUCCGCAGCCUUGCCGUCUCCCCGCCAGGCAUUUGUCUGAGCCAGGGAACAAGUCAGACGGCGUCCUCUGGUAACCGGGCUUCUCCCCCAGAGCCCCCGGCAGCCACCUCUGUGAUGACGGAGAGCUCUGGAGAGGGCCUCGCUUUCUGAUCACAGCUGCCCAGCUUCUCUGGGGGAAUAAUGUGGCAGAUAUUUAACUGGUUGUGGAAAGGUGUUGAGUUUGUGUUGCAGGAAAGCCUCAGUCCUUUCUUUUAAAAGUAUAAAAUAACCAGUUAAAUUCAAAUCUUUUGAGGGGAGAAAGGAGGAAUAUUCUAAACAAUCCAAAGGAAGUACGCGAUAAGCUAUAGUUUUGGGUUCUAUAAAUUUGGUUCCAUCAUUUUGCAAUCCAAAGAGAUAUCGUGGGGGGGGGGGAGUGGGCGAUUAUGGAGCUUUGACAUGUUCGUUUGAUGACUGACUGCUCACUCACUGCACAAAUUUGUUUUCUUUCUCCAAAGAAGCCAUGACCUAAUGUUUCUUUACUCAUCUCUGUCCAGCAUGUCAGGAGUCUGGGUCCAGUAUGAAAACCCCCUCUUGGAUGAGCUUGCUUGUUUUUAAAGUAUUCAGAGAUAUUUAUGUGCAGCUCGACCUUGCACGUGUCGCUAGUGCAUGACAAAUCAGUUGGGUACUUUAUAUUUGCUUGAUUGAAAAAGGAAAGACAAUGAAAUCACAUUUUGAUUAUCGUAGGCUGAAGGGAAGUUGGAGCUGGGUAGCAUCAAUACCUUCAGGCUUCAGCUCUCGUAUCCGUGCUUUAAAGUUUUACAAGUUUCUGUUAUCUUUGUGUACUUGUAAAAGAAAAUAAGAAAAAAAAACAACUAACUUUUGUAUGUGUUAGAGGAUAAAGUCCUAUAACUCAUUCCUGUUUGUAGAUGUGUGUUUGAAGGUGUUUUUAUAGUUUGAGGUUUCACAGCCUAGUUGACUACCUAACCAGUUUUAGUGGUAUAGAUGUGUCAUCCUUGAUGUUUUGCUGAAGAUGAUUUUUUUUUCUUUUUGUGCUGCCAAGCUGACAAGUCGAUGAUCAAAUAGUUUUAUUUCUGGUAGACAUGUUUGCACAAAUUGAACUGCUACUUUUUGAGUCGCAAUUCUUAUUUUUAUAUUCACUUUUUGUACUUUGUUGUAAAUUUCAGAGUAGUAACAUGUAUUUUCUACAACUUUUUCAGUUACCUGCUGCAUAAGCUAAAGAUCCCUGUUUUAGUUUUGUUACGUCAGUCUGUUCCAGGCAGGUGUUACAUUAGAUAUUGUAUUGGGUAGACUUAUAUGCACUUCCAGGGAGAGGCCUUCUUUAGAGAGUCUUUUCUUCCACAUGUUGUUCCUGGGUUUGUUUGUAUGUGUGCAUGUGGAUGGAAAGUUGACUGAUCAUUUCACUAAUUUCUAGUUUUUAGUGUUCUGGUGAAAUGCAGAUGGAUUGAAGCAUUCUUUUUUUUUUUCCAAAAUCAUUACUCAAUGUUUCCUGAGUCUUUUUGGAUGCUGGGGAAGUGCUGUUGUCUCAGGUUCUGUCCACAUAAACAUAUGAUGAUAAACUGU
Molecule: messenger RNA, 3199 nt
Organism: Menidia menidia (Atlantic silverside)
Lineage: Eukaryota; Metazoa; Chordata; Actinopteri; Atheriniformes; Atherinopsidae
Source: the annotation of a GenBank genome assembly